AUGUCUCCACUUCUGCAAAGCAUCUGUGAUAUCACUGAAGUUUUCUAUCAAUAUGCCUCACAUGAUUAUGAUGGGGCAUCACUAAGCAAAAGAGACCUAAAGAACCUCCUUGAAAGGGAAUUUGGAGCUGUCCUUCAGAGACCACAUGACCCCGAGACAGUUGAUCUGAUUCUGGAACUUCUGGAUCGCGAUGCCAACAAUCGUGUGGAUUUCAAUGAAUUCCUCCUGUUCCUUUUCAAGGCGGCUCAAGCCUGUUAUUACGCUCUCGGCCAGGUAGUGGGGCUAGAAGAGGAGAAGCGAGCUCGACGUGAGGAGAAAGGAGACCUGUCACAAGAUCGCAGGCAAGAAGACCAAAGAAGAUUCGAAAUCCGAGACAGGCGAGAUGAAGAACCCAGCCGCCGAAGCUGGCAGAAGAGUCAAGAACUGGAGAGGGAGCGCGCUGAGGAAGAGGCGCAGAGGAAGAGGCAGGAGAGACUGGCGCAGCUCGACAGCCGGCGCCUGGACGAGGAGCCGCGGCUGCAAAGGCGAGAAAGGCAAGCCUGGAAAGCGCGCCGGGCGGAGGAGGAGCCGCUGCAGCUCAGCGAUCGCGACGCUUUAGAGUACGCCGAGGAAGAGCAGCAGGUGCGGCGCGAGCAGGAGGCGGAGCGGGACGAGCCCCGCGCGCCGAGGUGGCAGCGGCAGCUGGAGAGCGAGGCGGAAGCCCGUCAGAGCAAAGUCUAUUCCAGGCCUCGCAGGCAGGAGGAGCAGAGGUACCGCCAGGAGCAGCAGGAAGGGAAGAGGCGGCAGCUGGAGCAGGAGGAGGAGCCGCGGCGCCGAGACUUCACCUGGCAGCGGCAGGCGGAGAGUGAGCGCGAGAGGCCACUGCGGGCGGAGGAGCGCCUGGAGCCGCAGCAAAGGUUCUACGGAGACGCCGACGAGGAGGAGCCGCGCCGCGACCGAGGCUGGAGGUGGCAACUAGAGGAAGAGAGCCGGGGACGCCGCCAGGUGCUCUACACCCAGCCCGGCCAGCGGGAGCAGCGGGAGCAGCGGCGCGCGGAGCAGGGGCUGCAGCGCGCGGAACAGGAGCUGGACCGGCAGUUCGUGCGGGAAGAGCCGCUGCGCGCACAGGAAAGGGAAGACCGAAGACGCCCGCAGGAGCGAGCGGAGGUCCGGGAGCAGGAGCUGGAACGGCAGAAGGUGCGUCGCCAAGAACAAGGCCGGGAAGUCCAGGAGGAAGACCAGCUGAGCCGCCAGGAGCUCGGAAGGAAAUUCCGACAGGCAGAACUGGAACUGCGCCGGGAAAGCGAGGAAGAGCCGCUGCGCGACAGCAAAUUCCGACGGGAGGAACCGUUCCGUCGGGAACGGGAAGAAGAGCAGCUGCGCCGCCAGGAACGGGACAGGAAAUUCCGCAGAGAACAGGACCUGCGCCAGGAGAGGGAGGAAGAGCAGCUGCGUCGCGAUCGCGACAGGCAAUUCCGCAGAGAACAGGACCUGCGCCAGGAGAGAGAGGAAGAGCAGCUGCGUCGCGAUCGCGACAGGAAAUUCCAACGGGAAGAACAGGACCUGCGCCAGGAGAGGGAGGAAGAGCAGCUGCGCCGCCAGGAGCGCGACAGGAAGUUCCGGCAGGAGGAAGAGCUGCGCCAGGAGAGGGAGGAGGAACAGCUGCGUCGCCAAGGACGCGAUAGAAAAGCCCUCCGACAGGAGGAAGAGCUGCGCCGCCAGGAACAGGACAGGCAAUUCCACAGAGAACAGGACCUGCGCCAGGAGAGGGAAGAAGAGCAGCUGCGCCGCCAGGAACAGGACAGGAAAUUCCGCAGAGAACAGGACCUGCGCCAGGAGAGGGAGGAAGAGCAGCUGCGUCGCGAUCGCGACAGGCAAUUCCGCAGAGAGCAGGACCUGCGCCAGGAGAGGGAGGAAGAGCAGCUGCGUCGCGAUCGCGACAGGAAAUUCCAACGGGAAGAACAGGACCUGCGCCAGGAGAGGGAGGAAGAGCAGCUGCGCGACAGCAAAUUCCGACAGGAGGAACCGUUCCGUCGGGAGCGGGAAGAAGAGCAGCUGCGCCGCCAGGAACAGGACAGGCAAUUCCGCAGAGAACAGGACCUGCGCCAGGAGAGGGAGGAAGAGCAGCUGCGCCGCCAGGAACAAGACAGGAAAUUCCGUAGAGAACAGGACCUGCGCCAGGAGAGGGAGGAAGAGCAGCUGCGCCGCCAGGAACAGGGCAGGAAAUUCCGCAGAGAACAGGACCUGCGCCAGGAGAGGGAGGAAGAGCAGCUGCGCCGCCAGGAACAGGACAGGAAAUUCCGCAGAGAACAGGACCUGCGCCAGGAGAGGGAGGAAGAGCAGCUGCGCCGCCAGGAGCGCGACAGGAAGUUCCGGCAGGAGGAAGAGCUGCGCCAGGAGAGGGAGGAGGAACAGCUGCGUCGCCAAGGACGCGAUAGAAAAGCCCUCCGACAGGAGGAAGAGCUGCGCCGCCAGGAACAGGACAGGCAAUUCCACAGAGAACAGGACCUGCGCCAGGAGAGGGAAGAAGAGCAGCUGCGCCGCCAGGAACAGGACAGGAAAUUCCGCAGAGAACAGGACCUGCGCCAGGAGUGGGAGGAAGAGCAGCUGCGCCGUGAUCGCGACAGGCAAUUCCGCAGAGAGCAGGACCUGCGCCAGGAGAGGGAGGAAGAGCAGCUGCGCCGCCAGGAACAGGACAGGCAAUUCCGCAGAGAACAGGAGCUGCGCCAGGAGAGGGAGGAAGCGCAGUUGCGUCGCGAUCGCGACCGGCAAUUCCAACGGGAAGAACAAGAGCUGCGCCAGGAGAGGGAGGAAGAGCAACUGCGCGACAGCAAAUUCCGACAGGAGGAACCGUUCCGUCGGGAGCGGGAAGAAGAGCAGCUGCGCCGCCAGGAACAGGACAGGCAAUUCCGCAGAGAACAGGAGCUGCGCCUGGAGAGGGAAGAGGAACAGCUGCGCCGUGAUCGCGACAGGCAAUUCCGCAGAGAACAGGACCUGCGCCAGGAGAGGGAAGAGGAACAGCUGCGCCGCCAGGAGCUCGGAAGGAAAUUCCGACAGGAGGAGCAAGGGCUGCGCCAAGCGAGGGGGGAAGAGCCACUGCGCCGCCAGGAGCGCGACCGGGAAUUCCGCGUGGCGGAAGAGCUGCGCCAGGAACGGGAGCAACAGGAACGGGAGCAGCUGCGCCGCCAGGAACAGGAGCGGAGAUUCCGCGGGGAGCCGGAGCUGCGCCAGGAACGGGAGCAACAGCUGCGUCAGGAUCGAGAUAGAAAAUUCCAAGAGGAGCAGGAGCUGCGCCAGGAAAGGGAGGAGGAGGAGCUGCGCCGCCAGGAUCGGGGCCGAGAGUUCCAACAGGAGGAGCAGCAGCUCCGUCAGGAGCGCGAGCGCCGGGAACGGGACCGGAAAUUCCGACAGGAGGAGCAGCUGCGCCGGGAAAGGGAAGAGCAGCAGCUGCGCAGCCAGGAGCUCGAGCAACAGCUGCGUCGUGGCCGGGACAGAAAAUUCCAAGAGGAGCAGGAGCUGCGCCAGGAAAGGGAGGAACAGGAGCUGCGCCGCCAGGAUCGGGGCCGAGAGUUCCGUGGGGAGCAAGAAGAAGAGAUCCGUGUGGAGCGCGAGCAGCAGCUGCGCCGGGAACGGGACAGGAAAUUCCAAGAGGAGGAGCAGCUGCGCCAGGAAAGGGAGGAGCAGCAGCUGCGCCGCCGGGAUCGGGGCGGAGAGUUCCGUCAGGAGGAGCAGCUGCCCCGGCAAGAGCGCGAUCGCCAGUACCGGAGAGAAGAGCAGUUUGCCCGAGAGAACCGAGGGCGCCCGGAGCUGGAACCGCGGCGGGAAGAGCAGGUCCGUCGCCAGGAGCAGGAGAGGAAAUUCCGAGACGAGCAGAUCCGUCGCCAGCAGGAGGAGCAGAGGCGCCGCCAAGUCCGGGAGAGGCAGUUCCAAGAAGACCAGAACCGUCGGCCCGUCCUGGAGCCUGGCCGGAGCCAGUUCGCCCACGUCCCCGUGCGCUCCAGCCCGCUCUAUGAGUACAUCCAAGAGCAAAGGUCCCAGUCCCGCUCCUAAGAGAUGCCGCCGACAUCCCGACACCCGCCAAAGCGUCAAGCCAAAGAAGACGAGAAACACAGCGAUCCAAGCUAUCACCUACAUGCUUCUGGUUGUGGGAAAACUCUCUGGUGUUAGAAUGUGUCUUUUCUUCCAAAAUCUU
Perognathus longimembris pacificus (Pacific pocket mouse) is the source of this 4171-nucleotide messenger RNA. RefSeq names its product trichohyalin (gene Tchh). NCBI's taxonomy places the organism in Eukaryota, Metazoa, Chordata, Mammalia, Rodentia, Heteromyidae. Bases 1 to 4029 code for a protein of 1342 amino acids. Gene Ontology annotation, biological process: intermediate filament organization. Gene Ontology annotation, molecular function: transition metal ion binding; calcium ion binding. The record is from RefSeq and is a predicted model, not a curated record. The transcript has 2 exons.